AGCUAAGUAAGUUACACUUAUUGUUACUUUCUUUUUUCUUCCCCAAUGACCAAAGGCUGACCAGGAACCCCUUCAGAGAAGAAUUUCCAAGGGGUAGCACGGAGAGAGUGUGUGAGAGGAGGCCGAUCAUAGCAAACAGAAAUGAUUUUGUCAUCAUUCUAGCAUCUUUAAAAUCCUCGAGCGCUGCAGCAUCCCGCCAAUUACUUGCUUUAUUUCCCUUCGCAUACGAAUCUACGAAUUGAAUCCAGGAAUCUUGUUCCGAAAGAGGAGAAGAAGCGAGAGAUCGGACGAAUAACUUCCAAUGGUAGUUCUUUGUUAAUUUCUACGCCUUCUUACUCCAUGAACGUACGCGACCCUUUUGGUAUCCAUCGAAAGAGUGCUCUAUCCAUCCUCAAAACUACCGCAUCCCGUGCUGCUGUCGAUUUUACCGAGCGCGCCGUCGAGGCCAGUAUCCAUGCUAUUGAGAAAAGCAAACAAGCUGUUGACGACCUUGACAUGUCAUUUUCCGUCCCCAAAAAUGUUCCCUCGUUCGGAAAUCCCCAGAGGGUAAUGGAGGACCGUGUCUGGGGCAACACAGCCGUCACCGCGCGAGGUGGGAAGGCUUCGUCACACACAAACAAAAACUCGAGAAUACUUGGAGAGGUCCAGGAUCGUGUUGGGAGCCUGUUCGACGACCGUAAUACUCUCCCCAUGUAUAAGGACAAGCCGUACGCUUAUCCGCCGUCUCAACGAGCCAGGCCCAUCUGGCGGAGAAAGCGAGUUCUCGGUUCUGUCCUUUUAUUGCUUUCGCUACUAUACUAUUUCGGCGCAUUCGGCCACCACCACGACACCGGUGUCUCUUCAACCCCUAUAUGGUCCUGGCUCAGCUCUGGCACCGAACCAGGAAAGGUGGCCGACUGGUCCAAGAGGAGGGAGCGUGUUGUAGAAGCCUUCACUUUGAGCUGGGACGCCUAUGAACGAUACGCUUGGGGCUACGACGCGUUCCAUCCAAUAUCUAAGAAAGGUGAGCAGAUGGCCCCGCAAGGAAUGGGCUGGAUUAUCGUGGAUGCGUUAGAUACUAUGAUUUUGAUGAAUCUUACUUCCCGAGUUUCUCAUGCGAGGAAGUGGAUUUCGACCUUAUCCUAUGAUCAAGACCAGGAUGUUAGCACUUUCGAAACGACAAUACGUAUGCUGGGCGGUCUCCUCUCAGCUCAUUAUCUCUCUAAUGAGUUUCCUGAGCUGGCGCCGCUGGCUGAGGACGACCCAGGUGCGCCCGGGGAGGAUCUCUAUCUCGAGAAAGCCAAAGAUCUGGCCGAUCGACUUGUAACCGCUUUUGAUUCGCCGUCCGGUGUUCCUUACGCAAGCGUGAAUAUUGGCAAGUACGAAGGCAUACCAGCCCACGACGAGGGUGGCGCGUCAUCUACUGCCGAGACAACUACGUUGCAGCUCGAGUUUAAAUACCUUGCCAAGUUGACCGGCGAAAAGUAUUUCUGGGAUAAAGCCGAGAAGGUGAUGGAAGUCGUCGACAAUAAUGGGGUUGAAGAUGGCCUGGUGCCAAUCUACAUUUAUGCCAGUGACGGUACUUUUAGAGGCCACAACAUCCGACUGGGAAGCCGUGGAGACUCUUAUUAUGAGUAUCUCAUCAAGCAGUACUUGCAAACAAACAAGCAGGAGCCAGUCUACCUAGAGUUGUGGGACGAGUCUCUGCGUGGAGUCCGCAAGCAUCUCGUUACCUAUACCGAGCCCUCUGGAUUCACGAUAAUCGGUGAACGACCUGAUGGUUUGAAGGGUUCUUUGUCGCCUAAGAUGGAUCACCUGGUUUGUUUCAUGCCAGGUACUAUUGCUCUUGCUGUGACGGGUGGCUUGACGGAGGCAGAAGCCAAGAAGCAGUCAACGUGGACGAAAAAGAAUGAGGCCGACAUGCAACUAGCAAGGGAACUGAUGCAAACGUGCUGGGGCAUGUAUAAGUGGAUGGCUACUGGUCUCGCCGCCGAGAUCACGUAUUUUAACAUCGCUAACCCCCCUCUUCCCGAAUCCGCUCCUCACAGCCCGCCGACUGAAUUUGACGAGAAUCCUGCGGCGGAAUGGCGAAAAGAUUUCACGGUCCACUCGAUGGACACUCACAAUUUACAGCGGCCGGAGACCGUAGAGAGCCUUUUCUAUAUGUGGAGGAUUACUGGUGAUAUAAAGUACCGAGAAUGGGGCUGGGAAAUGUUUAAAUCGUUCAUGAACCACACCGCUGUGCAAGAUGGUGGUGGGUUCUCGAGCCUCUCAAAUGCGAACAAGGUUCCACCUGUGAUGCGAGAUAACAUGGAGAGCUUUUGGCUAGCGGAAACAUUGAAAUAUUUCUAUCUCUUAUUCUCCCCUGACGAUCUUCUUCCGCUGGAUAAAAUCGUUAUUAAUACCGAGGCGCACCCGUUUCCGCGGUUUGAUAUGGGUCAGCUUUUCUCGACCGGGUGGAAGAGAAAGCCGAGGGAUUCGGAUGGAAAAAUAAUUAAGUGAGUUGCAGGAUAUUGAAGCAUGCGAAUUGCAUCAAAAGCUUUACCUACUACCUACUACCUACCUGUUUCUAGGAGCAUUGUUGGCGUAUUGUUACUCUUUGGGGGAAAAGGGAUUUGUUUUUAUUUCGUUUUGUCAUGCUCGCCUUUUUUUCUGUUUUGCCACGUGGUAUAUACGGCACAAUAGAAUUAUGUAUAAACUUUGUCCACUACAUCCGUACGGCCUUAUCGGAUACAGUCAUGGCGUUUUGAUAGCGUGGUGAUGGUCUUCGGAAUAGUAUGUAGAUGUCUGAGUUUAGAAGACGCAUUCACCAAGGUAAGUAGGAGUACCUACAUACCACACCUGUAAGUUAGUAGAUCUACAUGCAUAAGCCACAGAUUCGAUCUAAUUUAUGUACGUAGGUAGGUAUCUACGUAGCACACGUGUAGUAAAAGC
Messenger RNA from Annulohypoxylon truncatum, 2913 nucleotides. Its product is annotated as glycoside hydrolase family 47 protein. The record is from RefSeq and is a predicted model, not a curated record. Gene Ontology annotation, biological process: carbohydrate metabolic process; N-glycan processing. Lineage: Eukaryota; Fungi; Ascomycota; Sordariomycetes; Xylariales; Hypoxylaceae. Gene Ontology annotation, cellular component: endoplasmic reticulum; membrane. Gene Ontology annotation, molecular function: mannosyl-oligosaccharide 1,2-alpha-mannosidase activity; calcium ion binding. Bases 340 to 2481 code for a protein of 713 amino acids. The transcript has 3 exons.